Messenger RNA from Protopterus annectens (West African lungfish), 1893 nucleotides. It is a transcript of the gene MRS2, whose product is annotated as magnesium transporter MRS2. Gene Ontology annotation, molecular function: magnesium ion transmembrane transporter activity. The record is from RefSeq and is a predicted model, not a curated record. NCBI's taxonomy places the organism in Eukaryota, Metazoa, Chordata, Ceratodontiformes, Protopteridae. Gene Ontology annotation, biological process: mitochondrial magnesium ion transmembrane transport. Gene Ontology annotation, cellular component: mitochondrial inner membrane.
CUAAAGCUGUACGCAUGCGCAUUAAGCAGUGUUACACUGCGGAAGCGGAAUUGUUGUAGUGUGAUUCCAGCGUGUCUUUCCACCCGGAGCGGGAUGCUGAAGUUUUCCUUAAAACUUUCGAAGUAGUGGUCAUUGGUGUUUUAAUGUCACAUUUUACAUUAUAAAUGAUGCAUAUGAUAACUUAAUUGGAGCUGUCAGCAUAGCUCCAGAAUGAAGAUGACAUGCAAAUUGAUGAGAAUUUUACCAAAUGCUUUAAAGACUACCACCGGGUGCCUUUUCGGAAUUAAAAUUUCACUCGCUUGUAGAUGCUUUACUAAUGUGUUACAGAACCAAAGGCAUGUUAGUAAGCGAUUGUAUAGCAUUAAUUUGGAUCCGUUAUGGAGACGGAGCUGCCUAAAACAAAGGCAAACAAUGUCUUAUUUAUGUUGUCGUUGUUUAACUGAUAGUUUACAAGCUACUCUGGCCAGCGUGGCACCGGUGUUUGCUGUGACCAAUACGCUACAUUCAAGACUCAGUGCACUGCAGCCACAGAUCCUUGAAACAUUAGAAACACUGGUGGAUCCAAAGCUGUUGUCAGUGGAUCGAAGCAGACUGCAUGUAUUACUUCAAAACAGCAAAAACCUGUCCGAACUGGAAACAGAUAUUAAAGUGUUCAGAGAAGCACUUCUGGAGAUUUUAGAUGAUGAAGAUUUAAUAGAGAAUCUUUGCCUUUCCAAAUGGAGUGAUCCUCAGAUUUUUGAAGAGAGUACUUCAGGGAUUGAUCUUGCGGAGGAAAUGGAGCUGCUGUUGGAAAACUGUUACAGACAAGCAGAAGAUCUGGGUAAUGCUGCAAGGGAACUCAGACUCCUGAUAGAUGACUCUGAAAGCAUUGUUUUCAUAAAUCUUGACAGCCAUCGCAACGUGAUGAUGCGUUUAAAUCUGCAGUUGACUAUGGGAACAUUUUCAAUUUCUCUCUUUGGAUUGCUUGGAGUAGCAUUUGGAAUGAAUUUAGAAUCUUCAUUUGAAGAGGAUCCUCGGGUGUUUUGGCUGAUAACAGGAAUUAUGUUUUUAGGAAGUGGGCUUAUUUGGAGACGGCUACUUUCAUUUCUUGGUCGGCAUUUACACACCCCUUCACCACCACCUGUGUCAUCUGUACUAAAAAUGUCUCAACUGAGCAGUGGAAGGUCGGAGGUGAAAAACAGCCUUAGAACAACUGCUUCUGGACAAGGAAGAAGUCCAUUCUCAAGUCGAUAGAGACACUGGGUUUUUCUUUUCAUUCUCAGUCACCAAGUGAAAUUGCUUGUCUGGCUUGCCGCCUUUUAAUGAAAGCAAUCACUGAAUGCUGCUAUUUAGUUGUGCAAUAUGGCAGUCUUAGUGUAGGUCAGGCUGUGUUGUAUGUUUCAAUGAGUAAAUGCUGAGUGUUCCAGGACAGUAAGCAUUUUUUGCUAUAUUGUACAGUUGGACUGAUAUUUUUUUCCAGAUAUGUAAAUUUUUAUAAAUAGCUCAUAUAACCAGUCUAUUGUGGAGCAUUCUUUUAUUCUAUGCAAGAUAGUCCUAUUUAAAACCUUUAGGGGAUUUUCUGCUGCACAGAUAUACAGUGGAAUAUCUAACUACAUUAAUUUGUUUAUUUGCAGAGUUUUAUGGUUUCAUUGCAAAGGCUGUUAAGCUAUGAUUGUGUUAUAGUUCUGAAUACCCACCUACAAUGUUAUGAGUGAUGAGGUACUUGUACCAAGUCCAGUUAAGGAAUAAAACACACUGCAUAAUUUUCUUACCUUGUACAGUAUGGUAGGUCCAUUUUAACUAGGGCAUUGCCCAUUUACCUCCAUUGCAGCAUUUUGGAGUCCUGUUGACUUAAGAAACAAUAUUUUUGUACAUAUUUUAUAACUAUUAAAGUAUCAAUGUGUAUAUAUUUUA